AUGUCCUGUGAACAUCACCAUCACCACGGCUCCAAUGGAGACGAUCAUAUCCCACCCAUUCCAACAUCGCAAGCACAGCUGCUCCAUCUGAAAAUCAACUUGGCCCAAGUCACAGCGCUCAAUCUUGAGAACCCACGUGACGACUUAUCCAAGCUCUUCAAAUCGCCACAACAUCGCUACGAAGUCAAGCCAGUGAUCAAAUCCGAUGCAGACGAGCAGCUCAUUUUGCAUGUGCCAUUCUUGAAUGGAAGCGUCAAGCUCCACUCUGUGAUUUUGCGCACAAGUGCACACCAUUGCCCCAAAACGAUCCAGAUCUGGAAAAACAGUCCACAGAUUGAUUUCGACAAUGUUUCUGACUUCAAACCGCAUUUCACUGUGCAGCAUCCACAGAUAGGUGUUGCAUUUGACGAAGAUGAUGACGACAUGCCCCAGGUUGUCGAGUCAGAUGCAGAUUUUGUGGAGCACCAUAUGCCUCGGCACAUCUUCUCCGGUGUGCAACACUUGACUCUUUUCGUUAAGGAUGUGUACGAUGAUGAGGACCAGUGUCGGUUGCAUCUGGUCGAGCUACGCGGUGAGUUUACUGAGCUUUCAAAAGAUCCUGUGAUCACUAUCUACGAGCUGGCAGCUAAUCCAGCAGAUCACAAGGUGGUUGAAACACCAAACUACCAGAUGGGAACCAAUUGA
Clavispora lusitaniae ATCC 42720 is the source of this 684-nucleotide messenger RNA. RefSeq lists its product as uncharacterized. Gene Ontology annotation, cellular component: nucleus. The record is from RefSeq and is a predicted model, not a curated record. NCBI's taxonomy places the organism in Eukaryota, Fungi, Ascomycota, Pichiomycetes, Serinales, Metschnikowiaceae.